Molecule: messenger RNA, 984 nt
Organism: Miscanthus lutarioriparius
Lineage: Eukaryota; Viridiplantae; Streptophyta; Magnoliopsida; Poales; Poaceae
Source: the annotation of a GenBank genome assembly
AUGCUGCGCCUCCGAAAUCGCCUCCUCCCUCUGCUCCGCGCUGCCUCCCCGCGUCCCUCCCCCAAUCACUCCCGCGCGUGCCGCCUCCUCUCCACCUCCACGGCCACCGUCCCCGCACCCUUCUCCCUCGAGGACUACCUCGUCGAUGCCUGCGGCCUCGCUCCAGCCCAAGCCCGCGAGGUGUCCAAGAAGGUGUCCCGCGAGUUAUUAUGCAUUGGAUCCAGGAGAUCACUGGAUGAGCUCUCCUGCUCCCGCCUUAACUCCGCCUCCAAUCCUGAUGCUAUCCUCGCCCUGCUCUCCGGCGCCGGCCUCUCCCGCGACGACAUCGCCGCCGUCGUCUCCGCGGACCCGCUGCUCCUCCGCGCUUCCAUCGUUCGCUUCCUCCUGGUCGUCUCACGCUCUCUCCGCAAGGGCGACGUCGUUUCUAGGCUCGAGUUCUUCAUCUCCUUCAACGGCUCGUUUGAGAAGGCCCUGGUGGCCGCAAAGAGGAAUGGGAGCCUCCUCAGCAUUAGUCUUAAGAGGCUAAUCGAGCCUAACAUCGCGUUGCUUCGUCAGUGGGGUGUUAGAGAUAUUGUCCAGCUAUGUUCAAACGUCCCGCGGGUGCUUACCUUCAACCUGGAACGCUUGAGGGAGUCUUUGCUUCGGGCGGAACAACUUGGGGUGCCUCCUACUUCGGGGCUGUUCGGGCACGCAGUGUUCAUCGUUUCCUAUAUGUCCGAAGAGAAGCUUGCUGCCAAGCUUGAGUUCUUUAAGAGGACUCUUGGUUGUUCUGAGUCUGAGGUUUCAAUUGCAGUGUCCAAGGUGCCUGGUUUAUUAGGAAUCUCUCACGAGAUUCUUCCGCGCAAGAUUGAGUUCCUAGUCAAUGAGGCUAUGGUGGAGCCACGGUACAUUGUGGGAUAUACUGCUCUCAAUGAGCCUCGAGAAGCGACUAAUGCCCCGGCAUUAUGUCAUGAAGAUCAUCCAGGAAAAGGGAUUGCUGAAUAG